AUGGCGCUGCUGAGCCCCCGCGUGCCGCGGCUGCCGCCCUCCACCUUCACCUUCGCCGCCGCGGCCGGUGCCCGGUGCUUUGGCCGUGCCGCGAGGUGCCAGGCGACGGCGGCGGGCGGCGUGGCGGCCGCGGGGCCCCCGUCGUCGGAGCUGGAGGCCAUCCAGUGGGGCAGCGCCAAGCUGCAGGGCGUUCGCGACGAGAUGGAGGAUGAGAUCUUGCUCCGCCCGGGCUCCCUCCUCGACGGCUUCUCCUUCGCCGCCGUCUUGGAUGGACACGCCGGCUUCUCCGCCGUCCAGUUCCUCAGGCACCUUGCAAAUUUAUUGUUUUCUACUAAAAUAAAUAAAAUCCUACCCCUCAACGAAGCGCGGUUCCCGGCUGCUCGUUCGUGGCGUUUCAGGGACGAGCUGUACAAGGAGUGCGCAGCCACGUUGGACGGCGGCGCGGUGCUGAGCACUAAGAAUCUCGACGCUAUCACGGCCUCCAUCCAGCGUGCCUUCGCCGCUGUCGACGCCAAGCUCUCCACCUGGCUCGAGCAAGCCGACAAGGACGACGACUCUGGUGCUACGGCAACUGCCAUGUUUCUCAGGAACGAUGUCCUUGUUGUCUCGCACAUUGGGGACUCUUGCUUGGUGAUAUCACGCGGUGGAAGACCUGAAGCUUUGACCAGCUCUCAUCGACCAUAUGGGAACAACAAAACGUCCCUUGAAGAGGUCAAGAGGAUCAGAGCAGCAGGUGGAUGGAUUGUUGAUGGGCGCAUAUGUGGAGACAUAUCUGUAUCUCGUGCUUUUGGGGACAUAAGAUUUAAGACACGAAAGAAUGAAAUGCUGGUGAAAGGAGUUAAAGAAGGAAGGUGGACUGAUAAGUUCAUCUCACGAAUAAAAUUUAAAGAUGAUCUAAUAAUCUCGUCACCUGAUGUAUCUCUGGUAGAGCUUGGACCAGAUGUGGAAUUUGUUCUAUUAGCAACUGAUGGUCUUUGGGAUUACAUAAAAAGCUCUGAAGCUGUAGCUUUUGUCAGAGAUCAACUACGUCAACAUGGUGAUGUCCAGUUGGCCUGUGAGGCACUUGGUCAGAAAGCUCUGGAUCAACGGUCAAAAGACAAUAUUAGCAUAGUCAUAGCUGACUUGGGGAGGAUAAAUUGGAAGGCAUUGCCCGAUGAAAGACCAAACAUGUUCUUCGAACUAAGUCAAGCAGUCGCGACUGUAGGGGUUGUCUCAAUAGGAAUUUGGUUUUCGUCGUUCCUUGGAUUACAGUAG
Miscanthus lutarioriparius is the source of this 1254-nucleotide messenger RNA. Lineage: Eukaryota; Viridiplantae; Streptophyta; Magnoliopsida; Poales; Poaceae. The record is from the annotation of a GenBank genome assembly.